This is a messenger RNA of Daucus carota subsp. sativus, 2672 nucleotides long. RefSeq names its product F-box protein At3g07870. The transcript has a single exon. NCBI's taxonomy places the organism in Eukaryota, Viridiplantae, Streptophyta, Magnoliopsida, Apiales, Apiaceae. Bases 1 to 1254 code for a protein of 417 amino acids. Gene Ontology annotation, molecular function: protein binding. The record is from RefSeq and is a predicted model, not a curated record.
AUGGAUUUUAGCAUGGAGAAACCAACUAAGAAAACAGAUUGCGAAGAAGACGAGCAUAGAAGAGGGAUUGAUAGUUUGCCUGAUGAAAUCACGCUUGAUAUAUUUUCCAGGCUUUCAGUAACAUCUUUAAUGCAGUCCAGGUUUGUCUGCAGAUACUGGAAAAACUUUUCAUUUGAUCGAAAUCUUGCCAGCUUGCAUCUGUCUCAGGCUGUGAAACGCGAUCCUUUGCUCAUCUUUCACAGUGAUUUUCCUAUUCGAAACCAGCUUUGUUUUGCGGAGUUUUCUGGUACUGAUGAUGAUGCUCAAGGAAUUGUGAAGAAGAUUAGUACUCCUUUUUCUGCUUCUAUGCCAGAGUUUACUGUUGUCAGUUCUUGUAAUGGAUUAUUGUGCCUAUUCGAUUCCUUGUACAAGGAUGCUGUUUAUAUUUACAAUCCUUUCACUAGGGAUUACAAGGAGCUGCCAAAAACAAGGCAAUAUGAUGAAGAAACUGUUGUCUGUGGAUUCGGAUAUCAUCCUGAAACUAACCAGUACAAGGUUGUUAAGAUAGUCUACUACUGGAUCGUCAAUUUUGGAUAUCCCCGUGCUCAUAGUAGGAUCAGGAUGUCGCGUAAUUCAAAAUCUGAAGUUUUUGUACUCAGUUUAGGAGGCAACGCGUGGAGAAAUAUUGGUGAAGCACCUUACUUUAUUCAAAGGAGGCCACAGGGAGCUCUUUUUACUUGCGGAAGGCUUCAUUGGCAAACUCAAGGGUGGUUUAAAAAUGUUCGCGGCUUUGUCAUUAUUUCAUUUGAUCUAGCAGAUGAAACGUUCCAUGAGAUUCCACGACCUGAUUUUAGUAGAAUUGCUGAUGGCCACAGGUAUCACUUAGCUGACCUAAAAGGAUGCCUUUCUGCAAUAGUAUACAUAUGCAGAUCGAAAGAGCUGGAGAUAUGGGUUAUGAGAGAGUAUAAUGUGAAAGAGUCUUGGAUCAAAGAGUUCAGAAUUGGAGCUAAUAUACCAGACUCACCCUCUACGAAGCUGCUACAACCAUUUCGGAUGUGGAGAAACAGUUUACACAGGGCACUGGUUCGAAUUCUAUGCAUUUUAGAAAAUGGUGAGAUCUUGAUGGAGUACAGUGUUGGAAGGUUGGCUUUGUGUGAUGUGCUAAGUGGAACAUAUAAAGACAUAACAUUCAAGGGAAUGCCGAGCAUUUUUCAGACUGUUGUGCAUGUAGGAAGCCUGAACCUGAUCGAUUUCCCGGUUAUUUGUAAUAUGUAAUGUAUUCAUAAAUUUAAGUUAGUUUUUGAUUCGCUCUGAACUUCUUCCGUUCAUAACACUCUCUCUGAAUUGAUAGUACUUUUUGAGCAAAAUUGUAUUGAUUCCGGUCAAUCGGCUAAGGAGAGCAUAUGAUCAGGAGUUCAAAAGAAAUUGGAAUUCAUUUAAAAGCUAUCUAUAAAUUACAUUCUACAUAUUAACUGGGAGAUCAAUCUGGUUCAGGCUUCCGAAAUGCAAGACUGUCUGAAAUUUACCUGGCAUUCCCUUGAGAGUUAUGUCCUUAUAUCGUCCACUCAUCAGAUUGUACGAAGCCAACCUUCCAACCUUAUACUCUAUCAAGAUCUCAUCAUUCCCUAAAAUGCAUAAAACUCGAAUCAAUUCCCUAAAAUGCAUAAUUUUGGUUGCUGCAACCUGGUAGAGGGUGACUCUGGUUUGUUAGCUCCAAUCUUGAACUCCUUGAUCCAAGUCUCUUUCACAUUAUAUUCUUUCAUGACCCAUAUCUCCAAGUCUCCAUGUCCAUAUUUAUAGACUACUGCAGAAAGACAUCCUUGUAGAGUAGCUAACAGAUAGUUGCGGCCAUCAGCAGCAUUACUAAAAUCAGGUCUCGGAACCUCAUGAAACCUUUCAUCCAAAAGAUCAAAAGAAAUGAUUAUUAAACCGCGACCAUUGUUUUUCACACCUCGCGUAAGCCAAUGAAGCCUUCCAUUGGUAAAAAGAGCUCCCUGUGGCCUCCUUUCAACAUAAUAAGGUACUUCUCCAAUAUUUCUCCAUCUGCUGCUCCCUGAACCAAGUACUAAAACUUCUGAUUUUGAUCUGAGUGGUGUCCUGAUCCUACGAAUACGAUGAUCUUCAAUAUUUCCAAUCCAGUAGUAAACUAUCUUAACAACCUUGUACUGCUUGGUCUCAGGAUGAUACCCGAAUCCACACAGCACUAUUUCAUCUUCAUAUUGCCUGUUUUUAGGCAGUUCCUUGUAGUAAUUAGUGAAAGGAUUAUAAAUAUAGAUAGCAUCGUUAUACAAGGAAUCACAUAAACAUAGUAAGCCAUUGCAAGAUCCAACAACCGUAAACUCUGGCAUCGAAGCAGAAAAAGGGAUACUAAUCUUCUUGACAAUUCCUUGAGCAUCAUCAUCUGCACCAGAAAACUCUGCAAAACAAAGCUGAUUUCGAAUAGGAAAAUCACUGUGAAAGAUGAGCAAAGGAUCGCGUUCCUCGACCUGAGAAAGAUGCAGACUAACAAGAUUUCUGUCAUGUAACAAGUUUUGCCAAGAUCUGCAUACAAACCUACACUGCAUUAGAGAUGUAAUAGAAAGUCUUGAAAAAAUAUCAAGUGCAAUUUCAGUAGGCAAGCGAUCAAUCCCGUUUCUUUUCUUGCUUGGCUUUUUCAUAAAAGAAUCCAUUAAUCAAUGUAGAAGCAUAACAAU